Engraulis encrasicolus (European anchovy) is the source of this 3362-nucleotide messenger RNA. It is a transcript of the gene dennd1c, whose product is annotated as DENN domain containing 1C. The transcript is spliced from 24 exons. Gene Ontology annotation, biological process: endocytic recycling; endocytosis. Bases 420 to 3362 code for a protein of 980 amino acids. The record is from RefSeq and is a predicted model, not a curated record. Gene Ontology annotation, molecular function: phosphatidylinositol phosphate binding; guanyl-nucleotide exchange factor activity. Gene Ontology annotation, cellular component: cytosol; intracellular membrane-bounded organelle. Lineage: Eukaryota; Metazoa; Chordata; Actinopteri; Clupeiformes; Engraulidae.
AUAGAGAGAGAGAGAGAGAGAGAUCAGGAAAUGAGCCAGAGGUGAGUGACUGAGUCAGGCGCCGUGAGUGCAGGGUGCAUGCUGGCUGCCAUUACCGACUGUGUGUGUGUGCGUGGACGUACGUUCGAUCGCUCGAUGACAACAGCACCUCCGUAGCCACAGUAAUAAUGUGUGUAUAGUGUGUGUGUGAGUAUGCGUGUGUGUGUCUCGCGUCGAUCGAUUAGUGGGAACCCAAGUGCGUUCAAUCAAUGACUGCACGGUAGCAGAAGUCACGUCAAUUGCUAUUGGGGGUACUUUUGGUGUGAAAGGCUCAAAGAUGGACAGCUGGACUCACCAGGCCUAACGGAUUACUGCGUGGUAUGGGGAUGCGAGCAACACACCUUGUGGAUUACGUAUGGACACAGGAGCAUCACUGAACCAUGGGGUCGAGACUAAGAGAAAAUCCUGAGAGGACGUUCUACUGGUUCUUUGAGGCCUCCUGCCCCAUAGCCAGGGACAAGGAUCCAGGGUUGCUGUUCCAGUUUCCUGAUGACUUUGGCGAUGAGGAGGCUCGGCUGUCCCUGCCCCGUUUCUGUUUCCCCUACGACAUCGAGAAGGUGAGGGAGACGGUGGCGGUGCAGCACUUCACCUUUGUCCUGACUGAUCUGGAGGGAUGUCAACGCUUUGGAUUCUGCAGACUCACGUCCAGCUCACGCACCUGCCUCUGCAUCCUCAGUUAUCUUCCCUGGUUUGAGGUGUUCUACAAACUUCUAAACAACUUAGCUGACUACUUGACAAAGGGACAAAUGAAUGAGAUGCGAGAGCUGCUGGCCAACCUCUACAAACACCCGCUGCCAUUGGCCAGCUCGACCGUCACUCUGCAACUGAUCCCUUACUUCAUCGCCCCUGACCCCAAGAGCCUCCCCUCCAUUCCAGAGAGUAGGAAUCUGACAGAGUUGAUGGUGGCUGUAGACGUGGGCAACCUACUGCAGCUGUACGCCAGCAUGCUGUUCGAGAGACGCAUACUCAUCUAUUGCAGUAAACUCAGCACGUUGACGGCGUGUGUGCAUGCCUGCAGUGGUAUCCUGUUCCCCAUGUAUUGGCAACACAUCUUCAUCCCCGUGCUGCCCCCUCACCUGCUGGAUUACUGCUGUGCUCCUAUGCCCUACCUGAUAGGCGUCCACUCCAGCCUAACUGAGAGGGUGCGUAGUCGGGCCCUGGAGGAUGUGGUCAUUCUCAACGUGGACACCAACACCAUGGAAACGCCAUUUGAUGACCUCAAGAGGAUUCCACCCGACGUGGUGACAGCCCUGAAGGUGCGUUUGAAAAAGCAGUCUGCCUCUCCUGGCUGUGGAGUAGCCAGAGCCUUCCUGAGGGCUCAGGCAGUGCUCUUUGGAGGAUACAGGGACGCUCUUCUCUACCACGAGGAGGAGCCCAUCUCGUUCUGUGAGGAGUCCUUCCUCAACCACAAGUCCAACGUCAUGAGGCACUUUCUGGAAAGUGCCAUACACCUGCAGUUCUUCAAACAGUUCAUAGACAGCCGUCUGGAGCAGCUGAACAAAGGCCUUGUCCCUGAUGACCUGUACGAGGAGGAGAUACUACAGUGUGGCGCAUCGGCAGCAAACAACAAGUCCUACCAGCAGUGGGUGGGUAAUCUAAAGAAAGGUGGCGGCGCCCUUCUUCUGACAGUGAAGUCCAAAGCCCACAUAUACAAGAGUGCCAAAGCCCAUAAGUUGAAGAAUAUCCUCUCUGCUAAGGGCUCGAGUGAUGUGUGUCGUCUGCAGAGAGGAGGCUCCGUGUCGGGGACUCACCGCCGCGCCCAAUCAGAUUGCUUGCAGAACCGCCUACCAAUCACACAGCAUUUCGGCCGUUCUCGCCCGCGUAGACCCAAUCGCAGACAUACGGACCAGCAUGGCGAUGGGAGCAGACCGGCAUGGGAGGAAGGUUCCUCUGUUGGAGAGGAAGAGGCGCUCUCCCUGUCUCUGGAGCAUGAGGAAGACGAGGAAGAAGAGGAGGAGGAGCCGGAGUCUCCGCUGCUGCCCGACCCGGAGGAGAUGGACCUGCUCGGGGAGAUCUUCGACACGCUGAGCGCCCAGAGCAGUGGGGAGAGGGGCCUACUGUACGGGACACGCUCACUGGACCUGUUCGGACCAGACACUGACUUCAUAUCACGGUCGUCCUUGGCCACGCCUAGUCAGGAGAGUCUCAACCAAUCAAUCAACAGGAGCGGCAGCCUGCUCAGCUGGGAGGAGGGACUAGAGGAACAGGAAGAGAAAGAGGAGGGGCCUAACCCAGCUGACCAAUCAGAAUCCACGUCGACGACAACAGCCAAUGACAAACAGAACCUUAAAGGUGUCCUUCCAUCACACGGGUCAGCCCAACAAUUGGUUGCUAAGGGGGAGGGGAUUGUUGGUAAGGUGGAUCCAAUCAAGCAACAGUCAGAGAGGGGGGCGGUCAGUGACGAAGUAAGGGAAAUUAGAAUCGAUGCUAUGGGGAAGAAAAGUGACACAAUAGCUCAGGGCACCACAGGCCAGACAGGGGGAACAGGGGCCUCGCCUCAAGACUCUACCCAGGGAAGCAAAGCCCAACCAGGGGGAAAGGGAGAUGACACCAGCACCAGCACCAUCCUCCUCCAGUCAUCCAGCAGCAAUGGUGAGAAGAUAACCUCCCCAGUGAGGACGACUACUUCAGGUCAACAAGCAGCCUUGGACAAGGACCCCAAAGGAGAGAAGACGCCUUCCACAAUUAAGAGUUCCUUGAGUCAUAAAGUUACCAUAGACCAGGACAACAAUAGCGCAACAAUAGGUCAAGAAACGGCAGCAAAGGACGAGGAUGCCAAAGGGGAGCACACUCCACCAUCAUCAAUCAAGAGUGCCUUGGAGCAGACAUCAGACAAAGUCGCCAAUGGGAAGAACGUGAGGAGUGCCUUAGCUCAAAGUACUCCUGCAGACAAGGACACCAAAGACAAAGACAAGGACAAAUGUGAGCCCUCAUCGUCCUCCUUGUCCUCUUCAUCCUUCUCUUCAUCCUCUUCCUCUUCCUAUACGCCCAGAGUGAUGUCGGCAGCGGCCCGUUUUCAAGUGCGUGACCUCCAGACAUCUCGACCACAGGUCCGGGGGCUGGUAGAGCAGCAGGUCCAGCAAGUCCAGCAACCCAGCGGCGGCACCCGAUCCUGGGAUAACAACUCGAGGAAGAGCUCCUGGGACUCCUCCACUACCACCACAGCCACAGCUGCCGGUAAUGCUACUACACCGUCGCCAUCGUUGAAUGUGGGGAACGGGAUCGGCCUGCCGUCAGCCAGCCAAAACACAGAACCAGAUUCCGCGGAGGAGGCUCCUGCUCCUGUAAAGGUGUCCGAGCUUAAGAAGAGGUUUGAACAUUGA